This is a messenger RNA of Ixodes scapularis (black-legged tick), 560 nucleotides long. RefSeq lists its product as uncharacterized. The record is from RefSeq and is a predicted model, not a curated record. Lineage: Eukaryota; Metazoa; Arthropoda; Arachnida; Ixodida; Ixodidae. The coding region runs from base 36 to 464 and encodes 142 amino acids. The transcript has 3 exons.
UCAAACUGUCAUUCGGGAAAGACAUCCUGGAAGACAUGAAAGCUAAGAUGGAGGCGUUUACGGCCUCUACGCUGGUGUUCCUCAAAGGAAAAAACGUCCUUCUGAACUUCGAGGAGCUGCUUGAAGAGGAUCCCGGGAAAGUGGCUCUUCUAAACCUGCCCCUCGUUUUCAAUGAAAAGCGGCAGCUUCUUUUCACCACAGAGGAAGUUCGGACACUGACCCCACUGAUCCAUCUCGAGGGAAAUGAAUUUGACAUCUUUUUGGAUGGUGUCCUGACAGUGAGGGGCAUCAGAACAACGGUAGAAGCUGUGUGCACAUUGCUGGCAGUGUACUAUAUUUUUGACGUCAAGUACCCGGCGGGUCUAGGGCACACAAUGAAGUUUAUUGCUCAUUUUUUUUUUUGUACUCUCGGAGAGAACAUCUCUGUUCCAGUUAAGAGGUUUGUAAACUUUUUAACUGUUUGACUGUUCAAAGGAAACUGUCUUGUUGGCCUGACAGCCAUCUCGUCUUAAGUACAACUGUUUCAUAUUUGUUAGUUCUUUUAAUGUGAAGAGAAGAAU